Dicentrarchus labrax (European seabass) is the source of this 1701-nucleotide messenger RNA. It is a transcript of the gene snapc3, whose product is annotated as small nuclear RNA activating complex, polypeptide 3. Gene Ontology annotation, molecular function: core promoter sequence-specific DNA binding; RNA polymerase II cis-regulatory region sequence-specific DNA binding; RNA polymerase III type 3 promoter sequence-specific DNA binding. Lineage: Eukaryota; Metazoa; Chordata; Actinopteri; Moronidae. The transcript has 9 exons. The record is from RefSeq and is a predicted model, not a curated record. Gene Ontology annotation, cellular component: snRNA-activating protein complex. The coding region runs from base 1 to 1149 and encodes 382 amino acids. Gene Ontology annotation, biological process: snRNA transcription by RNA polymerase III; snRNA transcription by RNA polymerase II.
AUGGCGGCGGCCAAGAGCUCGACAGAUCGGAACGCAAACAUCCCAGAUUACGAAUACACUGAUGUUAACACCAAACCCUUUCACAUCGGCUCCUUCAGGAACGAGUGGCUGAACAGACUGAAGCCGAGCAACUACUCCUUCCAGCAGGAGGACGAGGACACGUUUGACGCUAAAUUUGCGAAAGACAUGGGGAUCGGUGCGGAUACCCUGGCUGCACUGAAAACCAUCUGCAGUCUUGAUUCACUCCGUUGCCACCCUGAUGAUCAGGAGCCGGAUACAGAUGUUGUACCUCCAGAUCCAACACUGCAAACACUAAUACAAAGAAAGAAGAGACAAGAUUACAAAGCUUCUCUGAAGGUCAGCAAGAAUAGACACGACCUCUAUGCAGAUGAACUGGAGCGUUUAACUUUCAGUAGGAGACCAGAAGCAGUGGCUGACAUGAUCCCAGAAGGAGAGAUUAUUCUAACCAUCAACGUCUACUACCCGGCUAUUACUGAGAAAUUCAACUACGUCAGACCCCACAUGACUCUGCUGAUGACGGGCUCCCAUAGCUUGGCAGAGCUCAGAGAUGCCAUCUGCUGUGUCAGCGACUUGCAAGUGUGCGGAGAGUUCAGCAACACGCCGGAUAUGGCUCCAGACUUCAUCAGCAAAGAUCAUUACAAAUCAGCUUUCUUUUUCUUCGAAGGAGUUUUCUACAACGACAUGCGAUUCCCAGAGUGCCAAGACAUCAGCAUGACUACCAUAGAAUGGACAAAGGCCUGCAGCUUCCCACCCUACAGACAGGCCAAGAUGGAGGACACACGAUUCGAGGAUUUGACAGUUAAAGUGGGCUUCCCGUACCUCUACUGUCAUCAGGGAGACUGCGAACAUCUCGUCAUCAUUACAGACGUCAGACUGACCCAUAAGAACGACUGCCUGGACAAGAAGCUGUAUCCACUUCUCACACACAAGCACAGGGUCCUCACACAGAAGUGUUCCGUUUGCCACGUCUACAUUGGCAGAUGGUUUACUACCAAUGACCAGUUUGCUCCAAGCGACCCGUGUCUCUUCUGUGACAAGUGCUUCCGGAUGCUGCACUACGAUGCUGAAGGCAACAAGCUGGGAGAUUUCCUGGCCUAUCCCUAUGUGGACCGAGGCGCAUUUAACUAAAGGAACUGCUCAAAUAACUGAUUUAAUGCUGUAUAAUACAGUUCAAUGUUUUAUAUUUCAGAAAGAAAUGUUUUGACAUUUGGGAACUUUAUAUUUCCUUUCAAAAAGUAAAAGUUUGUGUUUUGAUUACACAGACUAUCUUGUUUGAAGUAAAUGGUAACAUUUACUUAAUUUCUUCAUGUUCAAGCUUAUUCAUUUAUUAAAAACUGAGAUGUAAUAGCCCAGUAAACAGUCUCAUCACUUUAGUGCUUAGCAAAUACUCAAGCUAAAAUUACUAGGCUGUGGAUCUUUAAUCUGUCUAACCCUGAAAACAUGGUUUCAUUCACUUUACAUAUUUUCCCAAUGAACAUUAAAUGUUAAUUACUAUAUGCACAUAAAUUGAAGUUAAAGUUUAGGUAAAUAAAUGUCCUUUGUUAUAUUUAAGAUUUUAAUAUUCCAAUUCUCAAUCUGCAUCCUCAAGAUUGAUCUGAUUUGAUUGACAUCUGCCUGGCAACAUAAGCAACAGUAAGUAACAUGAAACAGUCAAAGUUCAAUAAAAACCUUCAAACUUCA